Molecule: messenger RNA, 2979 nt
Organism: Exaiptasia diaphana
Lineage: Eukaryota; Metazoa; Cnidaria; Anthozoa; Actiniaria; Aiptasiidae
Exons: 1
Coding region: 1-2979 (992 amino acids)
Source: RefSeq, a predicted model, not a curated record
AUGGAUAUUGUCGCAGUUGUGAAAGAAUUGGUAGCUGGCCAAGCGGAUUUAUUGCAGAAAUUUGUUGCUUCACAAGAAUCUUUGAAAGAAUUUAUUGCAGCGUCUCAAGCAAAAGGAGUGUCUGUUGAAACAAAGCUGCCAAAGCUAGAUUUAAAGACAUUCAGCGGAGGUUACGUUCAAUGGUCUGAAUUUUAUGAUACGUUCCAGUGUGCCGUACAUUCAAAAGUAGGAUUAGCACCUGUGCAGAAGUUGCARUACUUAAAGGCAUGUCUCAAGGGAGAAGCCGCCGCGUUGGUACGCAAUUUGAAUCUCAAUAACGACAAUUACACCAUCGCACUACAAUUAUUGAAGAAAAGAUACGAGAAUGUAAAGAACAUAAGGGAAGCUCAUUUGGAUGCUAUUUUCAACUUCCCUAUCAUUACUUCAAAGGCUGAAAUUAAUCUUCGAAAAUUGUGCAGUGUUAUGAGUGAAAACGUCCAAGCUUUAAGAAACCUGGGUGAAGCGACGCAACACUGGGACUCUUUACUUAUUUAUCUGUGCAAGAAAAAGCUCGACGCGGAAUCCCGAUUUCAGUGGGAAAAGCAUUCUGCGGAUAUGGACAACCCAUCAUUUGAGGAAAUGAAGGAUUUUCUAUCGAAACAUGCUUAUGCAUUGGAAGCUUCUGGAGAGAAAUCAGUGAAAAGGCCUACAACUGCUAAAAGUUUCAACGUUGUUCAAGGAGAUGUUUGUUUUCUCUGUAAUGGUGACCAUCGUKUGCCUUUUUGUACACAAUUUACGUCUUUAUCACCACAAGAAAGGAAGAGUAAAGUUGUGGGAUUGCGUCUUUGCCUAAGACAUCAUUUUGUAUCUCGUUGCCCGAAACCCGCAAGUUGUAAUACUUGUCAAAGGAAACACCAUCCUACUCUGCAUUACGAAGAAACAAGUAAAGAAAAUGUCGGUGUCAAAGAAUCUUCUGCUUCUUCGAGUAGUCAUUUGGCUCAGGUUGUUGAGCCUGAUAAAGAAGUUCUAUUAGGAACUGCACUUGUUCACGCGCUUUCUUCAAAUGGYGAAAAGGUGUUAUGCAGAGUUUUGCUGGAUCCUGGGUCACAGUCAAGCUUUGUAUCCAAAGGAUUUGUGCAACGUUUGCGUCUUAGCAAGAAUUCACUGAAGGAUUGUGUAAGGAUUUGUGGCAUUGGCGGAGUUUCAAAAGGAGUURYCAACCAAUYAGCMCAAGUUGUAUUAUCGUCAUUGGUUCCUGGUUUUACUCCAGUUACGGUAAACACGCUGAUAAUGGAUCGUGUUACUUCAAAUAUUCCAAGGCAUGGGAUAAGGARUAUUKACUGGCCUGAACUUGAGAAUCUUUGUUUAGCGGAUGAGCAUUUCCGUACAACUGGUCCAAUCGACGUGUUGCUGGGCGCAGAUGUGUAUCCAAAGCUUGUGGAAACUGGUAUGAUGGUUCUUAACAGCCCUAACAAAGAGUUGGCUCAGCAAACCAUUUUCGGAUGGGUUAUUACUGAAUCUACUUUUAUUCAUGAUGAUUCAUUGGAUCAAGUUGCUUCAAAGAAUGAUAAAGUUUCUUUUUUGGUGCAAAUUGACGACGCUCUUAAACGCGUCUGGGAGAUUGAGAAAAAUCCGCGCGUCGAGCAGUGGUCCUUAGAAGAAAAGGAAUGUGAGCGACAUUUCAAAGAAACUACUUUUCGACAGCCUGAUGGCAGACACGUUGUGUCGUUGCCAUUUAAAGGACACUGURAUGUUGGAGAAAGUCGUCAACAGGCUUUACAACGCUUUCARGGUACAGAACGGCGUUUUGCUAACAAUGYAAGUUUUAAGGAAGCUUACAGUGCUGUUAUGCAGGAGUACAUUGACUUAAAUCAUGCAGAAAAAGUACCCGAAGGAAGUGYGAAUGUACCUACAUCGUAUUAUAUGCCUCAUCAUGGUGUUGCUAAGGAAACAAGCUCUACAACAAAGCUUAGAGUAGUCUUUGAUGCGUCAGCUAAAUCGUCAUCUGGGAGUUCGCUUAAUGACUGUCUUAUGGUUGCACCAAAGAUUCAAGACGACCUGAUUAAURUUUUGAUGCGAUUUCGUUUGCAUCCAGUGGCUUUCUCUGCGGAUAUCGAGAAAAUGUAUCGUCAGGUUGUGUUACACCCGCAUGAUCGUGACUUUCAUCGAUUUUUGUGGAGAGAUGGUGCGUCAAUGGACAUUGGAGAGUAUCGGAUGUCUACUGUCACCUUCGGAGUUGCAUCAUCAGCCUACCAUGCGCAAAUAGUCUUAGUUCAACUGGCGGAAGACGAAGCAUUGAACUACCCUCUAGCUUCUAAAGUUGUGAAACAGGAUUUAUACAUGGACGACUGUUUGUCCGGAGCGCCAAAUGUGGAAAAGGCUGUUGAAUUGCAACAACAACUGAUGGAUAUGCUCAAGAGCGGAGGAUUUCGCCUGCGCAAAUGGUCUUCAAAUAGUCCCGAGUUGUUAAAGCAUCUUCCGCAAGAUAUUUGUGAGCUGAAAACUGCAGUGGAUAUCGACUUCGACCACACAAACACUGUAAUCAAGACCUUAGGAAUGCAUCUAAUUCCAAGCUGCGACUCGUUUGUUUUCAAGGUGAAGUCUGACGAGAUGACKUCUUCACAGAGYUSUACAAAGCGCCAGUUUCUAUCUAAAUCUUCGCGUAUUUUCGACCCGCUGGGUUUGCUGGCWCCUGUCCUGAUUUUUACAAAGCUUUUGUUUCAAAAGUUAUGGCUGUGCGAAAUUGAAUGGGAUGACCCUUUACCUGACGAGCUUUUUGAGGCAUGGUCUGACUGGAAAAUGGACCUGCCAAAGUUGCAAGAAAUUAAGCUGCCACGUUUGAUUGUGCCAAGGGGCUUAAGCCAUGUAGUUUGCUACGAAAUUCAUGGAUUCUCUGAUUCUCUUCAAAAGAAUAUCUCUACCAAGACUGGAGCUGUGUGGAGCACUUCUCGUUGCACGACUUAUGAAGAGGGUUCAAGAGGCACUCAACUUAAAGCUUGA